Folsomia candida is the source of this 1156-nucleotide messenger RNA. RefSeq names its product microsomal glutathione S-transferase 3. NCBI's taxonomy places the organism in Eukaryota, Metazoa, Arthropoda, Collembola, Entomobryomorpha, Isotomidae. Gene Ontology annotation, molecular function: glutathione peroxidase activity; glutathione transferase activity. Gene Ontology annotation, cellular component: nuclear envelope; endoplasmic reticulum; membrane. The coding region runs from base 449 to 1012 and encodes 187 amino acids. The record is from RefSeq and is a predicted model, not a curated record. The transcript has 5 exons.
UCCAGCUUCAUGCAAAAACACAAAUUUUGCGAAAAUGCUUAUUUUUAUGGUUCUUUUCGUACAUACAAGCUCGUAAAUAUUUUGGCAAUUUUUUCGUAAAUAUUAAAUACAUACAUACAUGUUUGAGGGAUUUUUCCUAAAUAGAUAACCACCGUCUGAUAAUUAUUGUGUAGAGAAAAAUCUAGAAAUCGCUCUUCCGAUGAUCAUUUCCGAUGGCAAAAAUUAUUUGCACAAUUAUUCAGUCGAGUACUCAUGGAGACGGCACGAAUUAAUUUCAUAUGUCAACAAACUUGUCUCCAAAAUUCUUCAUCUCGGAAAAUUCCAAUAUCAUAUUCUUUUCAAAAUUUUUAAUUAUUCUAAUCAAUAAAACUACCACCACCACCACCACCACCGCUUCUCGCCCCCAGCCGACAUCCUCCCCGUUUUCGUAACCUAAAACUAGCCAAACAUGAGCUCAAGUUGCAGCGUGUCCCCCGCAGCGGCGACGGCGGCCACAACGACGGCCUCCGUGGUUUCGAAACCUGUCGUGAAAUUGGGGAAAGGAUCCGUAUCUCGAGCAAUCGCUGGGACGGCGGCGCUUUCCGGGGCGACGCUAAAAACCAUUCUUCCCUCCGGGUAUGGCUUCGUCGUCCUCACAGCGAUCGGAUCGGUCAUGCUGCUCACUUGGAAGUCAAUCAAAGUCGGGAUCGCCCGUGAAGAGUACAAGGUGCCCUACCCGCAGAUGUACUCGCAGGAAAACAUGGCCUUCAACUGCGUCCAACGCGCACAUCAGAACACGCUGGAAAAUUACCCCCAGUUUCUCCUCACCUUGAUGAUUGGGGGCUUGGAAAUGCCGUACUUUUGCACGGUCGGAGGUUGUAUCUGGAUCAUGGGGAGGAUCUGUUAUGCACGCGGGUAUUACACCGGCGACCCGUACAAACGGUCACGCGGAUCUUUCAGCAUGUUCGGAAUGGUGAUGUGUCUCGCGGCCACGACGCGCUUCGCUUUGAAACAUUUGGGAUGGUCGGGUUGAUAAGGGAUUGAGCGAUAAGGACAAGUAACAACGACAUAGAUAGAAGCGGCUAAAUUUUUGUACCGGCUAAAUUUAUAUAUGGAUUUCUAGUAAUCUCUUUGAAAGAUUUAUCAUGUAAAUCAAUUUCAUCUCUGAAAUAGUAAA